CUAAAGUUCCAGAAACAUUCUACAACUUAUUCUUAUAAAAAGAAAACAAGAAAAAGCAGAUUUCUGAAAAAGGAAAAAGCGGUGACAAGGUUCACUAGCAUUUAUUUCCCGCGCCUUUCACGCCAACUGACGUCUGUCACGCAAUUUUUUGCUUAUCGCUCAUGAAUAUCUCAACAGUUUUAGACAAUUCAGCCAUUUAUUUGACUUCGUCGCCGAAGUAUCGUCCUUCUGUUAACGAAGUUUACACAUUUAUUGUUUCCAAAACGGUGUGAAGAGAUGGCCAAUCUCUUUGCCUUCGCUCUUGCCGAAAACAGACUGGUUUAUCAGCCAGGUGAAACAAUUUCGGGAAGCUUGCUUCUCAACACAGACAAGGAGCUAAAUUUGAGAAGUAUUCGGGUUGAACUACAAGGAACAGGACACGUACGCAUUCGUUCCGGUAAAGUCACCUACGAGAGGAGAGAGCCGUAUCUGGGUUUUCAGAUAGUCGUACUUGGAAGAGGUGAGAAUUUAACACGUAAACUUUUGUUUCUGACAGUGCGAUUCUUUCGAAGGGAAUGUUCAGAAAGGAAAAUAAUUUGGCACAGAGGAGAACUCGCCUUGUGUCCAACUCGUCUAUUAAAUAAGCGUGGUUUCAAAUCACAUGAUAGAAAACUUAUUAGCAUACACAAGCUUUCGAUCCAUCACGGAAUCUUUUUUAAGUAGUAUAGAGUAUUCUACACUGGGAUUUGAAACCUCGUUUACUUUAAAUAUAAUGAUCAUCCAAGUGACUCGUUCUUCGCAACAGUGUAAGAACACCUCGACCAUAUCCUUUACGACCCAAACUUCAAAAACAUGAAAAGUCAUUUCAUUAUUUUAAAGACCUCGAUAAUUCGAGCAGCGAUAAGUAUGUAAAGCACUUUCCCAAGAUUCUUUUCACACACGAAAACGCCAGAAAAUAUUGCGUAAAACAAUAACAACAACCUAACACUUUGGCAUUAAAAUUCAUAUUUAUAUAGGUCGAAUGUCAUUCCCUAAAUCCAAUCGCAUAAAACUUUCUUUCCAUAUAAAGUUGUAUCGGCCUAGAAAUCGUGACCCAAUUUCUCGAUCUAUUCCUUCGCAAUCCAGACCAGAGCAUUCAAACAUUUCCCAUAUUUCGGGGCACGCAAAAAAUUAAAAUCCUCACUGUCACUUUUGUCACUGUAUUAACCUACGGUCUCUCCACGGGGUGUUGCACUUCCCGUUUCUGCUCUGUAAUUGCCCCCGCAGGGAUUUUGCCCAGAAGGCGAAAUCCGGAGGAGGCACUCUAGUAGCUCGCUGAUAACAUCUUCCCCCCCCUCCCCCUCCACCUCCUCCUCUAACCUCCCUAUAAUUUCCCAUAAAUCUCUCUGUAUCAUAAAACAUAAGCGCACGCGGUCCAAGUUGUUUUCCUUGCUCGGUUAAUUUUCAGAUUUAUUUCUGGUCGCCGAAGACAUCAUUAAGCCUUAUGAAGGAACAAAUCUCACGAUUGACAAAGUCUGCCGUCGUCCAAUAUGUUAGCAUAUUUCGUCUCAUUUUGGCUCAGCGGGUGAAACACUGAUCUCGGGCUUGAGCCCGAAGGGCAUCAUAUUGUGAGCUUUGAUGUGGGCGGUGACGAGUCUCUGGCCUCAAAAGGUAGUUUUUAGGAGUCAAAUCUAUUUGGCAAGAGCAAAAUUGAUGCUGAUUUCUGAUCAGGUCGGAGACUUUUGUGUCCCUUUCAAAACAGCUUGUCUACAUCCACGGGGAUCUUGAAUAUAUCGACUGUGUCAGCAAAGUUUACAUGUGAUGAUUUAUGAGGAGAGUAAUUUGACGUUAUUUUUCUCGUAUUAAGUAUGGAAAUUGUGCCUGAUUAGCCGGCUAAUCUUCAUCCUUUUCAGGUCCUCAGAGCGGUAACGAUGUAAGACUUUUACCCGGCAAUUACGCUUUUCCAUUCCAAUUUCCCCUGCCUCCACACAGUUUGCCAACAUCGUUUGAGGGUCCAUACGGUAGUGUCAGAUACUGGCUUCAGGCAGUAGUGGAUCGACCCUGGAGAACAAAUCUCCAGAUUACCAGCCCACUGUGUAUUGUGGAGCGUGUGCAGAUUAGAGACCCUGCGUUAAUGGUAAGUCUAAGAAAUCACAAUUUUGGAAAGUGGAUAAGCUGCUUAAAUUUGUGACCGUCAUUUCGGAAUUUUAUAUCCCGAAUAGAGUAACGCGGAGCUAAACAUAACCACACAAAACUUGAUUGGAUCAAAUGAACAAACACUGAAAACUAAUAAAAAAUACAACAACGAAAGAAGACAAGGAAUUUAGAGGUGUAGGAUUCUGGGGAGACUGCUUGAUGUUACGUUACAAUGAGGGAUUGGGUCGAGACGAGAAAAGACGUGUUUAAUUGGUUAAUUAAAUUCCCUUGACAGCUUCGUUUUCUCCAGACAGAACAAGAGAGUUAGCAGUCUCUUUUCUUCUCGGCCUUACACCCUCGUUUAUCGCGCCUGGCCGCUCGCGUGCUUCGGUUUUUCGUGUGCAGUAACUUUGCAAAGAAAAAUAAGAGACUGUUCGCAGUCUAGAUUUUGGUUGAAGGGACAAAAGCGGGCACAAAUUGGGCUUUUCCGAACAUCACUAUGAAUGCUCUGCAAUGGUGGAUCUGGGAAAGAGUCCGGUGAUUUCGUGGGCCACCCCCACCCCCACCCUACGUUCCAAAUGCAUCCGUAUACCAAAAGGAUUUUUAGGGAUGUACUAUGUGCUUUAGAACAGGGCACCCAACGAACGAAUAUUUCCAAAUACUCCGGAACCAAAGUGUAUCAAAUGGUUGUCCAUGUCCUCGAACUUUCGACCGACCUAUAAGGGUAGCUAUUAGUUUCGGAUGAGACGAAAAAUUCACCUGAAACUUUCGAGACGACCAAAGUUCGCCUAAGACAUAGCUUUUUGGCAGCUUCAAAUUAACCAACGUUGUUCUUUUUUUUUUUUUAAAUUACCAAGUGCUGCUUCAGCAAUAUUUACUGAGCCAUCUAUUGUUCGAUCUUAUCCUCAUGACAGUAGAUACCUUCUUAAGUUGCUAUGAUCAUAAUAAGUAAUGCGAAAGCGUAGAUCGCGGUAUAUCGUGGAUGCUAGCCUCCCACGUAGACGCCCGACGUUCUUAUGGGGUCGUCACGCGUUCCUGCCCCACGAACGUUUGUUGGGGAGGAUUACGUGACGAGACAAAAGAGCCUCUGCAUGUGAGGCUACCUGGGUGCUAGGGUGGGGAGCGUGGACGAAUUUUUUCAUCCAAAUUAUUUCGAGAACGGACAUUAAUAGUCUGGAGCCAGGACAAUGGCGGGAGAGUGAUUAUUGGAUAAACUGUGAAUCGAUUUUUUGUCUCAUGGCGUAUCAAUGUAAAUGAGAGCAGGGUCUUAUGUACUCAUUAAGAAACCUAACUGGUGACUGAUGUUUCAUCUAUUUUUCGUUCCAGGAACCAUGUGUGAAAAAUGACGACCGAAUGCUUGGCUGGGUUUGCUGCCCCUCUGGCCAGCUGUAUGCAACAGCUCGUAUUGACCGUAGUGCUUAUUGUCCGGGCCAAGAGGUCAGGAUAACUGGUCAUGUCAGCAACCAAAGCGGCAAACAAGUUAUUGGUACUGAAGUGCAGCUUAUACAAAAAGCUUUGUAUAAGGCGCCUCACGGUAAGUGCGUAAGGGAGGAUAUGAGGAAGCAAUAGUCAGAAAAAGACAUUGUCGGAUUAUACAAUGUUUAUUUUAUGUAUAUUCUGGCAUUCUGAUCUCGAUGGAUAGAGUCAGAGGCACUGAUCUCUAUUGCGUAGCAAAGAAAAAUCUCUCAGUACAAUAUUAAUUUGAUGCCAUUAGUAACAAGUUGUUGUAGCUUCCGAUAACCGCCACUCACGAUGGCGUUUAAACUUGAUGAUGGAGAUGAUAUUUCAAAACAGCGGCUUCUUUAAACCACCCGAUUUGAAUGGGUCCUGCACAAACAGAGUUGGAUUUAGGGGAGGGGCCCCCACGUUACUUUUAGGCCAAACUGAAACCCGCACGUCCAAAAAUAUUAAUAGUGAGCUUAAGCAAAGACGUUUUUGAGCGACGCACGUCAACUGGAAGUGGGUUUUUUUUCAUUUUGGACGGUGGUUUUGCCCAAAUUUUUGGGCAAAUCGUCUCUAUAGUAGUAAGGACACUUAGAAAUACAAGUUUGGGAGCGUCAAGGUGCUUUAAAAUGAAAAAGACCUCGCCUCCGGUUAACGUGAGUCACUCAAAAACGCCUUUGCUUAUUUCAGAAGGCGCUUAGAUUAGAUUAGAAUAAUUAAAGUUUUUAACUAGCAAAUAACAUUUACCACAUUAAUAUUUUUAGUAUUUUAUGUCAAUUUCCAAUUUUUUUGUUUAUUUGUUUUUUUUUAUUAUUUCUUUUAUUUACCUACUAUUUCUUUCUUUAUUUGUUUAUUAUAAUGUUAUCAAUGUAUUUAUUCAUUAGUUUAUUUUUUUUGUCAUACAGUGAUGGGCCUCCCCCUGUGGAGGACCUAAAAUUUUGGGCGAUCCCGCGCCUAUUUGAAAGAUUGUUUUUGAUUAGCUGGGAAAACAAUAGGGAUUGUCACAUAACAAUGCCCCUAUCUCUGAAAUCAGUGGAACUGUAGAUUAAAGGGGACCAGUGAAAUAAGAGGUUUAGAAGGGUGCAGGUCUAAUUUUAUUUAGAUGUAGAUGGAGAUCAGCCAUCCUUGGAGACCCAGGGGCAGUCAGACGGGUCGAGGAUGUGGAUAAGCAGGCCCCCAAUCAGCCACUUAUACUUGAAGAUCUGAAUCUGCCACUCAGGCCAAAAUUUUGUAUGAGCUGAAUGUAAGCUUUAUCUGGACUAACUGCAUUAACUUUGUUUGUUUUAGAUACCACGCGCACAGUUACAGAGAAGAUUUACGUUUUAACAAACGAACAGGGAUUUGCCCCCGGGGAGGACGGCGAUGUUCACUUUGAUGCUUUUUCCGUUCCUUCCGUUCAGCCAACAACGGAGGGGUUCGGCUGUAUUGACAUAUCUUACAGAAUAAGGGUACGUGAAACCAAAGCAAUUACAUAAAAGAAAAAUUCAGCUGACUUUUUCAGAAGGUUUAGGAAGACUGAGCACUAGCUUAAUUUUGCUUAGACUACGAGCAGUCUCUCUUUUUCUUCAGAUUUAGUGAGAGCAAUGCACGCGCGCGGGAGUGGAGAAGCCGCGAGACGCGCGAAACGAGGGUGGCAGCCGGAGAAGCCUCUCGCCGUCUCGCGCCAUCAGUUACGUGCGUGGCCAUUUGCGUGUCUCGCGUUUUGCUCGAAGGACUACAGAAAAAAGAGAGACUGCUCGUAGUCUAGUUUUGCUCAGAAUUCUGGUAUCGUUUGGGCUACAACAACAAGCAAUGAUUGGUUAAUGGUUGGUUUUGGGUACCCUGGAAUUAUGGGAUUAUUUUCUGAACAACAUGUAGUGUCGCGUCGGUGAAGCUCAUUCCUCUGAAAUGAACUUGCAGUGAGAAGUUUGUCAAACUUUACCGAUUGGUUGCCUAUGUUAUGGGAACUAAAACUUGGAAAUAAUAUUGGUGGGUUUCUAUACUCCUUUAGGAGCAGCAGCUACUUGUAUAUAGACAAUAAUUCCUUAAAAUAACAAUAUGAUUAUAUUUGAUUUUUUUUUUCUGCGUGCACUGAGAUUAGUCUAUAUUUAUUUUAGAGAAAGAAAGUUGCUCAUCUUAAAAGAAAAGAAAUAAAUUAUAGGUCACCAUACUCGUUUUCAAGGAAGAAAAUGAACAGAGUAGUUGAAUAAAAUCAAAGCGUUGUUUGAUUAUAUUUGGACAUCCUUGACCAAUCAGGUCCUAACACUGGUACUCAAACGAUCCUAAUUGUCGUUCCUUUAAGAGCCUGUACCCUGCAUUCUCCUCCAAGUUUCUGGAAAGAAGAAGGAAAGAGCUAUGACUGUAAAAUAAGCGUUAUUUAAACAUCAAAGUGUUAGUGCGAAGCUUUUAAUUCAUAUUUAUAUCAACUCUCUUCUCAGUUUAAAGUGCGUGUAGCAAGAGCUUUCAACACAGAAAUAGAAUUCCCAGUAAUAAUAACCACAGUGCCUCCUAGUGCCCAACCCUCCAUCGAACAAGUUCUUAGUCAUCAGAUCUACAGCGCUCUCGCUAAUUACCUGGCGUCACGUGUAUCCGCCGAGUUGGCCAGUGAUGAAGCUGCAGACGAGGAGACCGAGACAGGAAUGGGCCGAGUUGCACUGGAUGGAUCAGCAGCGUCAAAUUUUCCUGGUAGGUUUGCAUACAAAAAAGAAACAAUGAACACGUUCAUUCAUAAUUUGCCAUUAUCGUCUUUAAGAUGGAAAGCUCUUUAUUUUCAGUUGUCUGGCAAUUUGCUGUAUUGGCAAAUCAGUUUAUCACUUGUUUGCCCCUUGAGAAAUCACGUGAUAUUGUCUCCAUCCCAUCAGUCACAGACGGCGGUUAUCGUGAAUAAGGUCUAUUAUAAGGCUUCAAAGUUAAGCGUGACUGUAGUUUCACUGAACAGGAACUGUUCACAGAUUAUACUGAACUUUGGGUAUAUUUUUUUCGUUUUUACACAGGUUCUCGACAAGCUCCUGCCGUUCCCUUACACAGCAGCACUAGGAAUGCUCCAGCGAACGGCAAGCCUUACCAAUAUUCAAAGAUAGAAGUGUGACAUAUCUAUCUUCUUACGAUCUCACUUUGCCUCCCUUGAGAAUGGAGACAGAAGACACUUCCAUGCAAAGGGGGAGGGAGAACAUAUGAAACAUAUAAAAUACAAUAUUGUAAAAUACAAUAACACAUGGGCUCCGAACGAUGGUUUCCUCCUAAAUGCAUUGAAAACACUUUCUAGGCUAUCCAGAGUACUUUCGGAUCUCUAGAAAUGUAUUCUAAGUUGCGCUAAAAAGUUUUUAUCUGUUCGGUCAUCCUCGGGCAUUUUGAGUCUUUGAAAUUACAAGGACUUCGGUAUUAUUUUCCCGAAAAUUUUAGCUGUUAUUUUAAGUUUUACGAAAGAGAGAAUUUUUCUGAUUCUUCUCUACAUCGCAUUUUCGGUUCCGAAAAUUCUAGGUUUCCUUUCUCUACGGAAAAUAGCCGAAUCGGGGGAGUGAAAUGGGAAAUAUUAAGCUUCAGAAAAUCUUAUUGGGAAUUUGUCAGAUAUAAGCUUCGAAAAUUGUACAUGAAGGGAACGUUCAUCUGCAAAUUUUUAGUCUUCUUAAAGCUAUAGAAAAUUCUAGGCAAUUUUUGCUCCUCCGAACAGGUAUAUUUUACAGAAAACAGUUGUCGGGUGCCCCUGUUAUCAGACCACCAAGAACAGGAUCCUCAGUCCCCCUAAAUUCAAAAUUACUGCAGAACUAAUAAGAAUUAAGGAAAUACGCUCCAUGCCGAAGUUAUAUUUUCAAAUGUGUAGAGCGAACUGUAGUGUGUCGAGUUAAAUACUUUCAAGGGUGUUCAUCCCUCACCACGUUUAAGAAGUAAGCAGGGGUCAACAAAACUUUCGAAGCAGUCCAUUAAUAUUUAAAGCCUAGUCCUUACUGAGAUUAGUGUGGUUCUGGAUCGGGCCACGGUAAAACCACGGAAGUGGACGUUUUUGAAAAUAAAUAUCAUAUUGAC
Molecule: messenger RNA, 7539 nt
Organism: Porites evermanni
Lineage: Eukaryota; Metazoa; Cnidaria; Anthozoa; Scleractinia; Poritidae
Source: the annotation of a GenBank genome assembly